GGCCUGAUAAUAAUAAUAAUAAUAAAGUUUUUGAAAUAACCUCCGAUGCCAUUGCACAGCCUCAAAACCAGGUGCCUUCCAUAUCUGCGCCGUGCCUCGUCGCCCCAACCUCAAUCUUCUCGAAGGCCGUGCAUUUGAUAACCAAACCCACGACAGUUGCGCCUCCCCUCCUCCUAAGCCACCCCUUUACCAACUAACAAACCAUUACUCGAAACCAUUCGCGCGCCUGAUUGUGUCUUCAGGAGGACAAAACCGGUGGUUGCUGCUCAUAUCGAGUCUUCCGUAUGUGGUGAGUAAAGAUAUCUCUGAUUGCUUUUUCUCGGGAUUGUUGGUGGAGAUGAAGUACUUGAGGCCUUUGAAUUUGUUCCAUGAUAUCCUUAAGAGAAAAGUUUCAGAACGAGGUCGUUUGCUUGGUUUGGAUGUGGGUGAUAAAUUCGUUGGGCUGGCUGUUUCAGACUCAAAUAAUAAGAUUGCCUCACCUUUAAGUGUUUUGGUUAGAACGAAAACAAAUAUUGAUUUGAUGGCUGGUGAUUUUCAAUGCCUGAUCUCAGAAUAUAAUUUAAAAGGCUUCAUCAUUGGCCAUCCUUUCAAUAGACGACAGAGCUCUGCUGACGCUAUACAAGUGAAGCUUUUCAUUGAUGAGCUCUGUAAGACAGGAAAACUUGAAGGUUUAGAGUACACAUAUUGGGAUGAGUCCUUUACAUCAAAGAAUGUGGAAUUGCUUUUAAAGCCUUUGAAUUUGCAUCAAGUUGAGACAAAGACAUUGCUUGACAAGUUUGCUGCUGUUGGGAUAUUGCAGGGGUAUCUAGAUUAUGUGAAUAGAAAGGUGAAAUUGGAAACAAACUAGUGAAGAUGAGACUAAUUUCCAGAUGGCUGUAUGUGGAGGAUAUUGCAUAAAUGCAGAAUGGGAUACCAUUUCAAAGCUAGCAGAUUCUGUUGAUCAAAUUACAUAUGUGCUUACAGGAUAUACUCAAUUGUUGUACUACAGCUUAAUAUUUUAUUAUUUGUGAAUCAGGAAAUUGUGGUGACACUAUUGACAUUUGUUCUGGUUGAAAUAUAAUUAAUUACACAUCUCACCUAGGAAGAAAAAAUUUAACUGAAA
This is a messenger RNA of Mangifera indica (mango), 1102 nucleotides long. RefSeq names its product putative pre-16S rRNA nuclease. Bases 338 to 847 code for a protein of 169 amino acids. Gene Ontology annotation, biological process: rRNA 5'-end processing. The transcript has 8 exons. NCBI's taxonomy places the organism in Eukaryota, Viridiplantae, Streptophyta, Magnoliopsida, Sapindales, Anacardiaceae. The record is from RefSeq and is a predicted model, not a curated record.